This is a messenger RNA of Mobula hypostoma (lesser devil ray), 4390 nucleotides long. RefSeq names its product protein phosphatase, Mg2+/Mn2+ dependent, 1E (gene ppm1e). Gene Ontology annotation, biological process: protein dephosphorylation; negative regulation of protein kinase activity. Lineage: Eukaryota; Metazoa; Chordata; Chondrichthyes; Myliobatiformes; Myliobatidae. Bases 80 to 1996 code for a protein of 638 amino acids. Gene Ontology annotation, molecular function: protein serine/threonine phosphatase activity; cation binding. The transcript has 7 exons. Gene Ontology annotation, cellular component: nucleus. The record is from RefSeq and is a predicted model, not a curated record.
GCACCUUCUUGUCACUGGAAGCAGACGAACGCUGAGCGCAGAUCGCGUGCGGGCUGCCGGGCUCCGGGAAUGCGAAGCGAUGGCAUCGUCGGCAAGCGAGGAGAAAGCCUUUAGGAGGUUCCUGGAGCUCCUGCUGCGGGAAUUCCGAGGGCCCUUCGGCGAGGACGACCCGUUGCCACUCCGGCCUGUCUCGAACCACAUCACAGAGGAGGAGGUCGAAGGAGAGUGCCUAGAUCUGUGUCUCCAGCAUCUCUGCAGAUAUAAUGCCCCCUUCUCAUUGGCUGCUGCGUUGGCAAGAGCGACGACCAAUGAAAUCCUUCAGAGUGACCUUUCUGUCCUCCAUUAUGUACCGAGUCUCCUGGAUGACGCAGACAGUAUAACACAGUUUGACUCGACGAAGCUGGCCCGAAUGGUGUUCACAAAACUCCACGAGGUCUGCUGCAGCUGGGUGAAGGAUUUGCCUUUGACGAGAAGAACGCACCCCUACUUCGAAACGUCAAUUCACGCCAUCAAGAAUAUGCGAAGGAAAAUGGAGGACAAACAUGUCUGUCUGCCUGAUUUCAACACACUCUUUAAUCUAGAGGACCAGGAGGAACAGUCCUUUUUUGCCGUGUUUGACGGGCACGGAGGGGUAGACGCUGCAAUUUAUGCCUCCAUCCACCUUCACGUGAACCUGGCUCGACAGGAGAGCUUCCAGCAUAACCCCGCUGAAGCCUUGUGUCAUGCCUUUCGCCUGACAGACGAGCGAUUCGUGCAGAAGGCUGCCAGAGAGAACCUGCGCUGCGGCUCCACCGGGGUGGUGACCUUCAUGCGGGGGAACAUGCUGCACGUGGCCUGGCUCGGGGACUCACAGGUUAUGCUGGUCCGAAGAGGUCAGGUCGUCGAACUCAUGAAACCGCACAAACCUGACAGAGAGGAUGAAAAGCAGAGAAUCGAGGCGCUGGGAGGCUGUGUGGUCUGGUUCGGGGCCUGGAGAGUCAAUGGAAGUCUUUCUGUCUCCAGAGCAAUUGGGGACGCAGAGCACAAGCCUUACAUCUGCGGGGAAGCAGACAGUGACUCCACCUUGCUGGACGGGACCGAGGACUACCUUAUCCUGGCCUGCGACGGCUUCUACGAUACCAUGGAGCCAGAGGAGGCUGUCAGGGUGGUGGCCGAGCACCUGAAGGAGAACAACGGGGACAGCAGUAUGGUGGCCCACAAGCUGGUGGCAUCGGCGCGGGACGCUGGCUCCAGCGACAACAUCACUGUCAUCGUGGUCUUCCUGCGGGACCUGAAUGCGCCGCUCGAGGAGGAGGAGGCCAACGGCGACUCCAAGUGGUCGGGCAACUCCUUCGACGGUGCCCAGGGUGACGGCGGGGAUGACAAGGAGAACCAGGGUGACUUCCAAGGCCCCAGGGUGCAGCAUCCGUUCGGAGGCGGCUCGGAGCUGGCCCAGGAAACCCGUGAGGAUUCGCUCACCGACAGAACUAGUCUGGCUCUAGGCCCUCAGCUCCCCCUCAUCUGCGCCCAAGGCUCCCAGGCGACGGGAGCCAGUGCCAAGGGUUCUCCUACGCCACAGCGCAGACCCAAGAGGUCCGAUCCGCCCAGUGCGGAACUGCCGCUGUCGGCCUUGCGGGAGCUCAGGGACUUUGACGUGGGCGAGGCCUGGCACCAGAAGCCGUCUCCCACGGGCCACGUCGGGAGCCAGAGCCGCAGGGCAGGGAGGCUGGCUCCCCUCUGUCCAGCCACCGAGGAGGCCCCUGCCGCGGCCCACAGGACCUCCUGCACAGUAAGUCAGCACGGACAGCGGACAGCCGCGUCACCGCAGCGCCGCACGCCUCUCCUGGCUCGAAGGCACAGCAGCAACGCCGGUGCUGGGCCAAGCAGUUGGAACCGCAAGGGGGUGACACACAGGCAGAGGAAAGCGGGCAGUAUACGUCGCUCGGGGUGGGCUGGCGUCAACUGGCACGGGCCGGUGCCGACCAGUUUACGUGACGUCUGUCUACUCCAGCAGUAACAGCUAUGUGUAGUUCCACGGUUAGUAGACUAUUCAACACCAUGCCCCCUUCUCCCAGCCAGCCCCCGCUUCUCUAGCUUGCCUACAGUUCAAAUGAGCAGUCAGCUGUCCUGUCUUCCACUCAAAGAGUAGCCGAGGCCUCGGGCAUUCCCGAAAGAGAACGUAACCUGUUUUUGUUGCUAGACAGGCUUCACUACGGCAAUUUUUGUGACUAAGGAAACUCCUCAACUGCUUGGAACCCCCUGACUGACACUCACUGGGUGGUGGGGGAGUCAGGAUGUGAAGCAGAAAGCGUGUAUCUGGGGUUCUCCUGCACCCUCUCCUGGCUCUCUUAAAUACAGGCAAGAAGUUCGCUGCCUACUCUUGGGGUGGGAGCCAUCCCUGGGCAAUGCUGACCAUUUAUAAAGCCCUCCCCCCUCCCCCCACCUUGGUUAACCUCUGAAGAUGGGGGGGGGUGUGGGGGGAUCUCUUUGAACUGCUGGUCCAAUCCAACAAGCGCGCCACCUCAGAGGCCGGUUGAGAAGCGGCCAUAUUAGAUUUGGGGUGGCCGUUUGCCACGUUUCCUUCCUUCAAGUUAAAAAGUUUUCAUGGCAGCCAAAAAUCUCAUUCAAAGACUUAUUUCCCGACCUGAUGGCAAAUUGUCUGCGGUGAGAUUAGAAUACGCAUUCUUUAGAUUAUCGGUCUAGUAGACCAGAGUUUCUCAAUCUGGGGUCCAUGGAUAUUCUCAAUAUUAUUGGUCUAUGGCAUAAAAAAGGUUGGGAACUCUGCUAUAGACACUCCUCAAUUCUUAACAUUUUUCUCCCACCCCUAAUGAAGCCCUGUCUUGGGCUCAGUUUCAUUUUUCUGUGGACUAUCUCCAGCUGGUCUGGUGAGUGACUCUCACGUGACAAUUCCGCCCCCCCUUUUGCCUCUCCCAGUGUCCCCAGGCCUUCCCAGAAUCAGGAAGCCCAAUGAGACCCCCAUUCAGAUACUCCCUCAUUGUAAAACUUGGUCACAAAGUGGGAAGAGUACUGGCCUGAGGGACAUGAACCAAUUGUGGAAGUGGAGGUGGAAUGCUGAAUUGGGGUGGCAGUAAAUAUCUUUCAAUCUGUAUAAUUCAAGGACAUACAGUAAUCAAGACACUUAGCAUUCAGUAGUUAAAAGUAUUUAGAUGUCUCUUGCCGUAGAAUUCAUUUGAAACUAAUCAACUCCAUUUUCAGACGAAUUAUUCUCACAUCCAUAAAAAGCUUUUCCUAACAGACUCCAUAAUAGUUACACAUCGAAUAGCUGAGUAACACACUCAUUGAAACAUUGAAUAGUUGUCCUGUUAGAAACUAGACUACAUAUCAGAUCAGUGCAGUCCAAACACCGGUAGUAGCAAUCCUGUCAAACGAGUGCAAGCUGGUUGAAAUUUACAGCGUAUUUUCUCAACAAACUAAAGGUAAUUCAGUAAGAUGUAUGAAGCGUUAGUAGUUGCUGACCUGAGUAUACACCUGUACUAGUACUGUGCUAAUCCACUGUUCACUUGCAAUGGAACUUGCACAACUUCCUGCAGCGGCCCACCUGUACGUAGUGUGGAGCAUGGUCUAACUGUUUCACUUCACCUGUAUCAAUACUCCAGCCAUUCAACUAAUUAGUACUGGUCUAACUGUGCAUCCAUACCGCAUUUGUGGUCUGACUGUAGUCCACGACAGUACUGAUGCCUACAACAGUCCAAUGAUAUACCUGCACGGGUAUCCAUGAUGGUCUGACACUACUUGUUCGUAUUCCUGUGUGGCACCUUUAACAGUCUGACUACGAGAGUGUCUGCAGGUACUGACUGUACACGUGUAGCAGCUCGACUGUACUGCUCUGACUGCAUGUGUCAUUAUACGUUAUACCUGUGCCAGUUCGGCUGCACACCUACAUGUGGGACCGUACUGUACCAGUUUGACCCCCGAACUACUCCAAAUGCAAUGUUAUCUGUUAGUUGUGCAGGGACUGACUACAUCUACAGCAGUCUGAGAGUACAGUUCUGUUCUCGUGUACCAGUUCCACACUUUAGAGCAAUCUUGUUUUGUAACACGCAGUGUUUAAAUGAAUUCAGCUGGUGGUAGCAAGUAGUCUUUAACUUUGUUUGAUUUUCUGUGCCCUUAUUUGCUGCUUGUUCAAGUAACUAAAACUCCCCUCCAACUACUAUCAAUAUUUCUUGUUGUAAUUUUUAAUGGUAUUUCCGGUGACUAUAAUGUAAAAAUUAUAUAUAUAUAUAUAUAUAAAAAAAAUAAUCCGAACUCAGCAAGAGGUGACUAUUGUAAUUAUCUGUUUUGUCUGUAUACAUUUUGUGUCCUCUGUAAUCUGUGCCGUGUGUUGAAAAUGAUGGAGCACUUUGUAUUAUCAUAAACGAAGUUAACAAGCCUUUCACGAUUAAAGGGAUUG